AUGGCCUGUUGCCUAAAUUGUAGAAAUAUUGUUCUUUUGCUUAGGCCUACUGACGGUCUUGGUUCCGUUCAGAACCCAGCAAAAUCCUGCGAUGACGUCUUACAUUCUGUUCCAGGCGCUCAGAGUGGUGUCUUUUGGCUCCAAGCUGCUCGCGGCAGACCUUAUCAGGUGCAACAGAGACUAUUAAACCACCUUAAUUUGGUAAAAUUAAGGAAAUCAAAUUUGACAUCUGUUAUCUUGCAGACUCAUUGUGAAAUAAUCAAAUCGACAUGCCAAGAACAGAACGAAGGCUGGACUCUAGUGGCACGCAUCGCAGGCAUGUCGGGAGAUUUCUCGCCCACUAGUCCGCUUUGGGCCAACGAGGACGUAGUGAGUCCUUGGGAUGCCGCUGACCUCACCAAAACAUCAUCCAUGAAAAACCCAGGUUGGUUUUCUGUGGCAAAUCAAGUUUUACGCGUGUGUUACAGCGGUCCUCGUAGUGACUGCGCAACCUUUACGCAUAAUCGUGGUCUGACGCUUACUCAGCUCUUUGGUACUCAGUUCGCAAUCGAAGUGCAAGAGGAAUACACUUUUGAGACUCUGAUGAAAAAGCUUGGAAAACACUUGGACCUGGGGCAUUUAAAAACAGAAUGGUGCGGUCUUAACUUGGGAAAUCUUUGUAACUUGGUGGCAAAUCCCAACACGGAGCCUGGGACCCACAUCUGUCGUAUUGGUUGCAUCGGUGACACCAGUCUACCUCGGUCACCUAAUGGAUGUAACCCGGAUGACUACGCCUUAGGGAUCGGUGUGUCUAGUUGUAACUCUCCGCAAGGCUGUCACAAUCAGGUGUCUACCACAAGUAGUUUGCACUUCAGUAUGUACUCACGCUAUGGAGAUUACCAACAGACGGCCUUUAUCUACGUGAAAUAAUGGAGUUAUUUGUUACAUCUAGCGAAAAAGACACAAUCCGGCGAGUUCAACGCUAACAACAACAACUAGCUUUAUUUGCAUGAUCAUAAAUACAUACAGUGUUGCAAAAGCUUUUGUAAACUAAAACUAAACUGAAACAGUAACGAUUUUCAUGAACAUAUUUAACAAUUAGAUUAUCCGCUCUCGAUUUCUAUGAGGCGAUAG
Molecule: messenger RNA, 1113 nt
Organism: Orbicella faveolata
Lineage: Eukaryota; Metazoa; Cnidaria; Anthozoa; Scleractinia; Merulinidae
Source: RefSeq, a predicted model, not a curated record